AGGUCCUCAUAAUUUAGCUAUGCAUUGAGUAUUUACACGUUUAUAGUUGAUAUUUUAAUAAUUUAUGUCUGCACAAAAUGCUCUCCACAAACCUGUUUUCAUUGAUUAUGCACCACCUUUGAUCAAACAGAAAGCAUGGGAGUUUUUCAAGAUUUCACGCACCCCUUCACAUUCCCUCCUCCACGUACGUUCAGACAUCCACCUUUAUUCACACGAUGAAGUUCCUUCCUUCCAGCAAGACAAUCCAUUCCUCACGCACGGGUAUCGGUCGUAUCUAUCGGCUAAACAAUGCUGUAAAAGUGUUUUAAUAAAGUCGAAUGAGUUGGUGAACAUAUGGACCCAUGGUGGGAUGUUUGUUUAUCUCUUCAUCUUGUUAUUCUACGACCAAUUCUAUCUUCUGUCUUCAUUAAAGGCAUCGGUGGCCGACCAUUUCAUAUUUCUCACUUUCUCUGUGUGUAGUCAGGCUUGCAUGUUAUGCUCCGCUGGUUACCACACGUUUAACUGUCACGUCCAUGAAAAAGUAGCCACACGUUGGUAUUCAGUUGACUUAGUUGGGAUUACUGUGGGAAUGCUGGGUUGUUAUAUGAUCGGACUUUACUAUGGUUUCUACUGUUUUAAUAUGACGAAACUCUUUUAUCAAGUGAUUGUUAUUUCUAUGAUUGUAGUUUCAAUCUCGCUCAUGAUUCAUCCAAAAUAUUUAUCAAAAAGAUGGCGAAACACUCGUAUACUCCAUCUCUCAAUGAUCACAAUCUCAGGUUUGCUUCCAACUUUACAUUGGUCCAUUGUAUCAACUGAAAUGGAAGUCAAGUUGUUUCUGUCCAGUGUUUUUAUAUUAUACGCCAUACUUGGAGUUGCUUUAAGUUUCUAUUUAUCUAAAUUUCCAGAAAGAUAUUUUCCAGGUCGCUUUAACUACAUUGGGCACAGCCAUAACUGGUGGCAUGUGUUUGUCGCUAUCUCUUUAUGGCACUGGAGGAACUUUGCAAUAAGCGUGCUUGCUUAUAGAUUAAACACUACCUGCCUCCAAACAUCUUAGCGUUGUUUAAUUUAUCUUAUCGUAAUCCAGUGUUUUAUUAACUGAAAAAGAAGCAAUCAAUAAAAUUGGCUUUUACCGAG
This is a messenger RNA of Ciona intestinalis (vase tunicate), 1113 nucleotides long. The record is from RefSeq and is a predicted model, not a curated record. NCBI's taxonomy places the organism in Eukaryota, Metazoa, Chordata, Ascidiacea, Phlebobranchia, Cionidae.